AUGGUGGUGGAUUUCUACAAGAGCCUAUUUACAGAAAGGGGUUGGAGGUGGGUGGCUUUAGGGGGUUUGGAGCCAAGGAAGUUAAGUGAUAAUUCAGCAAGAUGGCUGGAAAGGGAGGUUGAAGUGGAGGAGAUCAGAGAUGCUCUGAAAAUUGAAGGGGACAAAACCCCAAGGCUUGAUGGUUUUAAUUUUAGCUUCAUUAAGGCUUGUUGGGGUUUUAUGGAGGAAGAUUUUGUUCAAAUGAUCAAGGAGUUCUCUGACUCAAGAGAGUUAUUGAAGAGGCUGAAUGCUACUUUUGUCGCUCUGAUUCAAAAGAAGGAUGGAGCAGUGAAUAUUAAAGACUUCAGACUGAUUAGUUUAAUUAGUAAUCCAUAUAAAUUUCUGGCCAAGAUUUUAUCGUGGAGGCUGAAAGCAGUUUGGCACGAAGUGGUAGGAGAUACCCAGGUGGCUUUUGUGGAAGGUAGGCAAAUUUUGGACAAGGUGUUAGUGGCCAAUGAAUGUAUAGGUUCGAGAUUGAGGAGUGGGAGAUUGGGUCUGGUUUGCAAGAUUGACAUUGAGAAGGCAUACAAUCAUGUGGAAUGGGGUUUCCUUGAGGAGAUGCAGAGGUUGACGGGCUUUGGAGAAAAAUGGAGAGGCUGGAUGUAUGCCUGUGUCUCUUCAGUUGCCUUUUCUCUACUUCUCAAUGGAGUCUCUUUGGAGUUCUUCCAAGCAUCCAGAGGUUUGUGGCAGGGAGACUCGAUAACUUUCUACUGA
Messenger RNA from Nelumbo nucifera (sacred lotus), 753 nucleotides. The record is from RefSeq and is a predicted model, not a curated record. Lineage: Eukaryota; Viridiplantae; Streptophyta; Magnoliopsida; Proteales; Nelumbonaceae.